AUGGCCCAUGCUUGCAGCGCAUUUCCCUCGGUUGUCUGUAAUACCGUGCCAACGAACGACCAGGGCGACGCCGUGAACGACGAGCAGGCGGUCACGGUCACGAAGAUGAGUACAAAGGGAAAGGGAUGCGACUGGGAGCUACUGGAGUGGGACGUUUUCAGCUUUGGCUACAAUGUGCUGGGCCUUCCCGAGGACAUCGCGAGACCAGCGCCGCCCUCCGAGAGCGUCGAACGCACAAGCCCGCGCACCGUCCGGGUGCUCCUGAUGCCCGCGCUCGUACUGAUCAGAAACCUCGAGUCGCCGGAGGACUUGGUGAAGGCUUGGGUGGAUUGCUAUCGAUGUAGUUUCCGGCUCUGGAUGCACGGAGUCAAAGACACCGACAUCAAUUUGGACAACAUGAUGCGCGACCCCAUCUCGAAGCGAGGGAUACUGUGCAGCUGUGACUUGGCUCGGAAUCCAUACGAUGCCUCCAGUGCCACUAAACAAGAGCAUUCGGGCACCGUUCCUUUCAUGGCUUGUGCCCUUUUGACGAAGAAUUAUCGCGCUGAUCAGGCUACCCGCCUCUACUGCCACGAUCUUGAAUCAUGCAUAUGGGUUCUGGCCUAUGCAUUGCUGUCGGAUGCGGCUCCUGACGUCAAAGUCUGGGACACGGUAUAA
Fibroporia radiculosa is the source of this 657-nucleotide messenger RNA. RefSeq lists its product as uncharacterized. The coding region runs from base 1 to 657 and encodes 218 amino acids. The record is from RefSeq and is a predicted model, not a curated record. The transcript has 2 exons. NCBI's taxonomy places the organism in Eukaryota, Fungi, Basidiomycota, Agaricomycetes, Polyporales, Fibroporiaceae.